AUGGAGGAAAGAUGGGAUAUAAGAGGCAGCUCUCAGUUCCAUAUAAUCAAUGUGUUUUUCUUGCUGUUUUCAUGUCACCCACCAUGGUUUAAUUUUGAUGUCCCACGGGGUCUGACAUGGGAGCAACGUUUACAGACGCCACCUUCAACUCCUCUACCUGUUACUUGUAACCAUGGCAAGAAAGAUGAGCUGCUGCAGGGGUCCAAGCCUCCUUGCAUCACUCACGGAGCUUUGGAACGUGCUCUAAGGGCAGCUGUUCGCUUGCAGGUCCGUGGCCCUGAAGUGCAAUGUGAACGCGGUGGUGUGUGCAGUGUUAGCGUUGGAAGCAGAGUACAGGUUGAGGUGUCUCUCUCCUCCUCCUCUCCAUCCCUAGGAAUCUCCUUGUCACAGUGUUCCCUUUCCCCAUCAUCUGAUCCUUUUAAUAAUUCCCAUCUCCCGCUCCUUGUGGGUGGAUGCCCAGUGGAGGUAGGAGUAACCCUCCAGUUAAACCCAUCCCUACCAUGCUCUAAAGAUGUGCCCGUGAGGAGCUUCAGUUUUCUGCUUGGCCCUUUUUACAACAACUCCAUACAGUUCCUGCACUGCAGAGUAGGUGUUUGCCUGCUUGAAACUUUCUGUCGUGGGAUGAAGCGUGUGGGAUCCUCUGCUCUACCAAAGUGCUCAAUACCUCACAACUCAUGUGCCAGUAUCACCCCAUCCUCAUCUUUUGCAAAAUCACUCUUCCUGCGAACAGUCACGCAGCCCUUAAUAGUGACCAUUCCAUCCCCAUAUUCAGUUUUCUACCCAAACAUAGUUCCUAGGAAAUCCUUUCGCUCUCCUCACCCUACCCCUGCAGAACAAAGAGGACAAGGCAUAGGGAUGGAGGCAGUUGCUGGUGUCACUCUUUGCUCCUUUGUCAUUGGGGUGAUGUUGUCUGCUGGGCUGUGGUAUAUUCAGAGCAAAACAGCACCUGUUUCUUCAGCGACAAAUGGAGGAUCCCAAGGUCUUCAAUCUUCACCAAACUGUGUGUCUACUAAUUAGAAAAAAAACAGAGUAGAGUAUGGAUUGGCUCUACAAGGGCAACUCCCAUAACUAGGAAAUAGGC
Pelobates fuscus (common spadefoot toad) is the source of this 1081-nucleotide messenger RNA. It is a transcript of the gene TGFBR3L, whose product is annotated as transforming growth factor beta receptor 3 like. Lineage: Eukaryota; Metazoa; Chordata; Amphibia; Anura; Pelobatidae. The record is from RefSeq and is a predicted model, not a curated record. Gene Ontology annotation, molecular function: type II transforming growth factor beta receptor binding; transforming growth factor beta receptor activity; glycosaminoglycan binding. Bases 1 to 1017 code for a protein of 338 amino acids. The transcript is spliced from 8 exons. Gene Ontology annotation, biological process: epithelial to mesenchymal transition; regulation of transforming growth factor beta receptor signaling pathway; transforming growth factor beta receptor signaling pathway. Gene Ontology annotation, cellular component: cell surface.